GCGAAGUUCAACCAACCAUCGGGUUCGCGACUUCGCGGUUUAUAAUGAAUAAUAUCCUCAUCAAUUCCUUAUAAUCUUCAAUAAAUCUUUCAAAACUUAAGUACCUAGCUUCGUCUAUAGUUCUUGAAAGGCUGGCAAACUCCAGAGUCUCGAACCCAACAUAGACAAAUCAUCGUACUAGAAAUUACCUUACAACAUAAUUUCACUACUGGAUCAACAUGCCGUUUUUGUCAACCCCAUUGACGCUCUCGGCGACAGGUGGCAUCCUAGGUUCUGCCUGGAUUUCGGGUAGUGUUGCAGCGUUGUCGAUCUGCGCAAUACCGGCAAUCCUCCAAACUGGCGCGCCCACAGAAGGUCUUCUAAGGGGAUGGCAUCUGCAGUUCACUAGGGGCAUGUACUACGUACCUACAACUGGUGCAUUUAUUGCCCUGAACUACCUCUACUUGGCGUAUAGGCACCGCGGAGAGGGCCUGGAAUGGAGGGGUUAUGCAUUGGGAGCUCUAUCGAAUCUGCUCCUCGCACCCUUUACGUUGCUAUUCAUCGGCGCUAUCAACAGUAGAAUGAUAGCGGCCAGUUCGGGUGCGAGAAAACCAUUGGGUCAGGAGGCAGCUAGGCAAUUAAUAACUAAAUGGGGAAAUUUGAAUGCCGUUCGAAUAUUUAUGCCUCUUGCGGGGGCUGCAUUAGGAUUGUGGAAUUUACUACAGUAAUUGAAAGUUGUCUUGGUUAAGGAUAUCGGUGGUGGUAGUAAGAUUGUAGCUAUAAAAACAUCUCAUGUCAAUUUCAAAAAG
Molecule: messenger RNA, 788 nt
Organism: Hypoxylon trugodes
Lineage: Eukaryota; Fungi; Ascomycota; Sordariomycetes; Xylariales; Hypoxylaceae
Exons: 2
Coding region: 219-707 (162 amino acids)
Source: RefSeq, a predicted model, not a curated record